AUUUCAAUGUAAAAGUCAUUUGUUCAAUCAUCAAUCCAUCAAUUCCGAAUUAAUUUUUCGUGAUUUGCGAUUCGCAAGUAAAUGGAUGUGAGAAAAUUGCACUUUUAUCUCAUGAAUAAACCUAAAUCUCUAUUAUAAACGUUCUAAUUUACAUCGUGUUAAGUUACAAAGCGUAGCCAUGGCUGGUAAUCUAUGGAUAUCCGCUCCCAAAUCACAAGAAGACAUUGAUGAAGCAGAGAAUUUAAAAAAUGAAGCCAAUGAAUAUUUUAAAAAACAAAACUACGACCGCGCAAUUGAAUUUUAUUCCAAAGCUAUCGAGAAGAACCCCAGGAACGCUGUGUAUUAUGCAAAUAGGAGUAUUGCUAAUUUAAGACUGGAAAAUUUCGGCUAUGCACUGAGCGAUGCAUCACUGGCUAUUGGUCUGGACAAAUCGUACACUAAGGCGUACUACAGACGAGCGGCGUCCUAUAUGUCAUUAGGGAAGUACAAGUUAGCGCUCAAGGAUUUUGAAUAUGUUACCAAAGUGAGGCCAAAUGAUCAAGAUGCAAAAAUGAAAUACAAUGAAUGCAAUAAGAUAGUGAAAAAAAUUGCCUUUGAAAAAGCAAUCUCGGUUGACAAGAAGGAAGUAAAUAUAGCAGAUACUAUCAAUCUGGAUGCUAUGUCAAUUGAAGAUGAAUACGAAGGCCCGAGCCUCGUUGAUGGUAAAGUCACCCUCAAAUUCGUCACCCAUCUGAUGGACUACUAUAAAGAACAGAAGAAGCUAGACAAAAAAUAUGCAUACCAGAUUUUAAUAGAUGUGAAAGCAUAUCUACAGAAGCAGCCUUCUCUUGUAGACAUAAAGGUGCCGGAUGACCAGAAGUUCACAGUAUGCGGCGACAUACACGGCCAGUUCUACGACCUCAUGAACAUCUUUGACCUCAACGGAUUGCCUUCUGAGAAAAACCCUUACCUGUUCAACGGAGACUUUGUGGAUCGUGGCUCGUUCAGUGUUGAAUGCAUUUUCACACUGUUCAGUUUCAAGCUUCUUUAUCCGGAUCACUUUUUCAUGUCUCGAGGCAACCACGAGACCCUGGACAUGAACCGCAUGUACGGCUUCCGGGGCGAGGUGACGUCAAAGUACACGUCAAAAAUGGCCGACCUGUUCACCGAGGUGUACAACUGGCUGCCGCUCGCGCACUGCAUCAACAACCGCGUGCUGGUCAUGCACGGCGGACUGUUCUCGUCCGAUGACGUCACGCUCGAUGACAUACGCGCCGUCGAUCGAAAUAAACAACCGCCCGAGGAUGGUAUAAUGUGCGAACUGCUGUGGUCAGACCCUCAGUUCAUGGCGGGCAGGGCGCCGUCGAAGCGCGGCGUGGGCUGCCAGUUCGGGCCCGACGUCACCGCCAACUUCCUGCAGAAGAACGGCCUGGACUACAUCAUACGCAGCCACGAGGUCAAGAACGAGGGCUACGAGAUAGCCCACGACGGGAAGUGUAUCACUGUCUUCUCCGCACCCAAUUAUUGUGACACAAUGGGCAACCUGGGCGCUUUCAUCACAAUGAACGGAAAAGAUCUCAAACCAAACUUCAGGUGCUACGGAGCUGUGACACACCCGGACGUCAAACCCAUGGCCUACGCGAAUUCGUUCCUGAGCAUGCUGUGUCAAUGAUAUGAGCCCAACUUGCCGGCCAGCCCCGACUCGGAGCUCUUCUACGAGUAACUCCGACUCUGCCGGCAAAAUAACCCAAAAACACCCUGACUUGACUACUAAAUGACCCCGGUUUUGACGAUGUAACAACAACUGGAAAAAAUAUUGAAACAUUAGUAAGUGUUUUUCAUAAUACUGAAAUUGAAAAACGUUGCAAGUAGACUCCGCGCCACCAAACAAGUCCCGUAGGCGCGGCGGUAAUGUCAUUUGGUGAUGGUAGUCUUAUUGUCAUUUGUGUAAGGCGCUGCCAAUUUUAGUUUAGUUUUCAGCUGCGGGACUUCUUUCGUGGCGCGGAGUAUUAUGCCCGACGAAAUCACUAUAAUUUUUUUUUUACCGAAAUCAAAAAACUAGAAUUUUCUAAGUCGUCGUAAGUAAGUCGAUUUUUUUUAAAAAUCUUUUUUUUAGUUUCACCCGCGUCGUUGCCAAUCCCGCAGGGAUUAGGGGAUACAAUUUACAUAACACUCACAAAUAACGUGACUUUCCAAGGGUAAUAGAAUUUUCAAAAUUGCUUCAGUUCAUCCGGAUAUUAUCCUUUAAAACUUCACAAACUCACAAAUUAAUAAGAAUUUGUAAUAUUCCAAAAGGGGUUGUAUUGACUCUGGCCCCUUAGUAUUAACGCUUAAAUAAGAUCCCAUAUUUUUUUUUUAAUUUAGGGUUUUUUUUAAUGUGGCGUAUACUAAGUUGUCAGUUUCAGCUUUUUUUCAUUUCAAUAUUACAAAUGUUAUAGUGAUUUAUGAAGGAUGCAACUUUUCGGCUGUAAAGGCUAAGUUACACGAGGAGAUUUUCUGGAAAGUAAGCUGUAAAAAUUGUUUUGAUAUGAUCUUAACCCAAACACAUACAAUUUUAAUAAUCGAUUUUAAUAAGGUAUUCCCUUAUUACUUAAAUAACCUCUGGUCUGUAGUGGUCUAUAGAAAAUUAUAAUGUCUAUACUUUGACUAAAUUUACCAACAAAUCUAGAUGGGGACUAUAAAAAAAGUGUUAAAGAACACAAAAAAGACAUUUUUUUAACUUGUUGUCUGUCUGUCUACUUAUACUACAUUUCUGGUUCUGCUCAAUGGAUUACCAUGCAACAUGCAUGCAAAUUCAAAAAGUAUAAUAACCGUCCACCGUCUAACCCUGUACCUAGGGUCGUCAAUACUACUAUUUUUUAUACUAUUUUUAUAAUAUAUAGUACUAGCGGACGCCCGCGACUUCGUCCGCGUAAAAAUUUAUGUAAACUUCUCUACCUCUACCUUACCCUGCUCGUAAGCCUACCCAACCUCACCCUACCCUACCCUACCCCUACCUUACUCCUACCCUACCGCUAACGCUAACCCUUCCCUCCCCCCACCUUACCCUACCCUAACCCUACCCGUAACCUAUCCUACCCCACCCCUAAUCUACCCCUACCCUACCCCUACCUUACUCCUACCCUACCGCUAACCCUAACCCUUCCCUACCCCUAUCUUAUCCCUACCCUAACCCUACCCUACCCGUACCCUACCCCUACCCUACUCUACCCCUAUCCUACUCCUCCCAUACCCUAUACGUUCCAUAUCCUUCCCCUACCUCUAUCUUGCCCCUACCCUACACUACCCCUACCUUAUCCGUACCCUACACUACCCUACCCUACACUUUCCCUAAAUUACCCCUACCCUACCUCUAUCCUACCCCUUCCCUACCUCUAUCCUAUCCCUACCCUCAGCAAAAUUGGUCCAGCCUUUUGUGCGUGGUGCAAUGACCAAAAGACUAUAAUUUCCCAAGCGACUUCUAUGCUAAUACUAUAAAGAGAUAAAGUUUGUGUGGUUGUCGGGGGUAAUCUCUGGAUCUACUGGACCGAUUUGGAAAAUUCUUUUACCAAUAGAAAGCUACAUUAUUUGCGAGUGUCAUAGGCUAUGUUUGGUCCUCAUAUUCACACGGGAACGGGAACCACGUAAUUGAAACCGCGGGACGUCAUAUAGCGGCAUUUCUGCGACUUUCACAAAUUUUGUAUUAUCUCCGAAACUAUAUAACUAAUUAACAUACUGUAAACAGCAAAUCUUAUCUCUAUAAUAUCCUUGUGAUUAUUAAAUCAUUUAUUUUGAUAAGGAUUUAAGUUUAGUUGUGUUAAUAAUGACGUAAACCUUAGUUUAAAAUUUAAAUAAUUUAUUAAAGUACUAAAGGUACUAUAUCUGCUAAAAUAUAAAAGAUAAUAGAUAUAUGGUGUCGCGGACUUUUUUGUAGAACUUUUAAAGGUUCAAAAAGCCUCCAUACAUUUAUUUCAGUUAUACGCAAUGGUUGAGGCAGCGCAUGCGAAUAAGUAAGUUUUUCGGUCUGACCUGUAAGAGAAAACCCGCGAUAUCUCAGUAGUUAUAUAUGAUAGAAAUAUAAAAUAUGGCCUAUAGCACUCCCUGAUAACGUAGCAUUCUACUGGUGAAAGAAUUUUUAAAAUCGGUCCAGUAGUUCCGAAGAUUACCCCAUUUCAAAAAAUUGUUACAAACUUACAAACUUACAAACUUACAAACUUACAAACUUUACCUCUUUAUAAUAUUAGUAUAGAUAUUGUACUAUACUAUAUAUUAUAGUACGGUUCUACUAUUCGGGUCGGCGUACUAUAUACUGUGGAAUAAAUAUAUAGUACGCAAAAAUACUAUAAUUUUUCUAAAAAAAUGUUGGCAACCCUACCUGUAAAGUAUGCAGCGACCGUUACUCUCCUUGUGUAACUUGGCCUUAAAACCGCGCAUCGCCAAAACCCGUGGCCCCACUUUAACUUCACCCAGACUAACUGUUGAAUUGUAUGUCGCGAUUUUUUUAUUUUAUAGUAACCUACCAAAGAUUUUAUACUAUAGCUAUGUACUACUAACUAGCGCAUCGAAACUGAGGCGGACAUAAGUGGCUAAUUGUCUUAAUGUCAUUCAGUCGAAUUGUAAACAACGAUAAUUAUUUAAACAAACAAUACCUACGGCCUGCGGCGCAGUGGGUGACCCUGCUUUCUGCAUCCACGGCCGUGGGUUCGAUCCCCACAACUGGAAAAUAUUUAUGUGAUGAGCAUGGGUGUUUUCCAGUGUCUGUGUGUAUUUAUACAUUAUAAAUUAAUAUAAGUAUUUAUAUGUAUAAAUACACAGAUGUGUAUUGUUUAAGUAUAUUUAUUUAUAAAAAAAAAAAUGUCGACUUGUGUGUUCAGGAAGUGUAAAAACUAUAUACUCGUGUACAUAAAUAUAUAAUGUAAAAACACAAAAUUGUGCAUGUGUGCGUUCAGUGGAAUAGCUAAUUCUUUAGUGGUGAUUUUUUAGGCAAGUAACAUAUCUAUAUAGUAGAAAAUCUUUGAACACUACAACUUCAGUUGCUACUUACACUUCUUGUACUAGAAUAGUAUAGUAUAGGUCUAUAGCUUGUGAAGUUCGUCAAUGACACUCCCAUGAUAUGCGGGAAGGACUGAGCGGGUAUGAAAUCGUGCGCGCGGGGCAUCGCAGCCUUCCUCCCGGCCCGCGCGGACCAUCGGAAGUGUUACCUAUGAACGAAUUUGCCAAGUACAAGGCAUACAUUCCUCCUAUUACUUAAUACUCGUGAUAUCUUUCAGUUAGUCUGGGUUACUUUAAUACCGGAUUUGAUAAUUGAUUCUUGUAAAUGAAAAAAAAAAUAUUUGUUUUACAAUUAUUAUCUGGUGAACAUUUUCAAAAUUUCGUAUUAUUUUCCAUCAAUUCAAAGGUAUUUUAUCAAAUUAAAAAAAAAAACAUAUCAAAAUAAUAAUUCGUUUAAUACAUUUCUGAUGAAAUAUUUCCAAGAUGCAAUCAUCUAUUAUUGUUAAAUUUUCCAAAAAUUAAAAUUUUCAUGAAAUGCUUACUCAGAAUGUACGUUGAUUACUGAAUUUUUAAAAUUUUUGAAAUGGGGAUGAUGACUAGGUUUGAAUAUAUUGAUUUUUAUAAUACAUUCGGGUAAAUAAAGUCAAUGUUAACUAAUUUAUACAUAAAAAGCAAAGAUUGACUGGAUAUUUAUAAAUAAAAUAAAUAAGAUUAUAAAAUUUUAAAAUCUACUAAAAAUAUUUUAUCGUAAUUAGAUGAAAAUUCAUACAUUUUUAGCUUCCUUACAUUAAAUGUGACAUUUUUUAAUAUUUGAACUAUAAACAUAAACGCAGAUAUUAGUAAUUUUGUUUAAACGCCCAUACAAAUCUAACGGUCAUUAAUUGCCUAUAACGUCAUAAGUUCGUACCAUUUUGUAUGGGGCGUUUUACAGGGAUCCGCGGCAGCGCCGCAAAUCUGACCCUUUAAAUCCCUGUAGCUCCGAAAGUAAUGAUCGCAGAUACCCUGUUACUUUUACAAAAUUGCUUUACUAUUAGCGUACUCUUAAUUUAUAUACAAUUUAAAACACUGUCAUCAUCCCUAUUAUCAAAACUUGUGAAAAUCUUACAAUCGAUUCUGCAGUUUUUAACAUUCUAUUUUCAAAAACAACCUCCUGCAUGGACUGUUUAUGAUAUAUAAAAAUUGUUUGGGUUUAUUUACAAUUACAAUUAUAUAUUUUACGUUAUUAAAAAAUUUAAUUAUUUUUAAUAAUUUUAAAUAAUAAAAAUUAGUGUAAUAUUUCCGGUAAUACAAAAACAUUUUUAUUGAUUUUAAUUCCAAAUGCUAAAAUAAGUUUAUUAAUAAAUACUUUGGUUUUUUCUUUAUAUUAUUACUUAUUAUAUAAAAAAAAUGUGUUUACUAAAAAUUGGCAAAAAUAAGUAAUGUAAAAAAUGAAAUAAUAGCUAAUCUAUUAAAAUAUCCUUUUUUAUACUGUACAUGAAAGCAUUUUUACUCUGUAUUUAUGAUCUAGUGAUGCCAUUUCUUAGUUUUAUAAUGUUUGUGUUGCAAUAAAGUGUUGAAAUUUUUUUUUUAUACAUUUUAUUAUUAUGUACUGAAGCUCUUGUAUAUUUAUUGUUUUCUUCAUGUGCCACUAAAUCUUAUACUUGGUACUUUUUUCAUAAUCAUACAUUGUGAAAAAAUAUUAUAAAAAAUAAACGUGACAUAAAUAAAUACAAUGAUACAUUUAUUAUCAUCACAAAAAAUUUUUUCAUGAUAUUUAAAUUUAUUUCAAAUUAGUAUAUAAAAACAAUUCAUAAAUGAAAUACAUGCUACUAAUAUGAAGUAUAUGCAAGAUUAUUAGAUAAAUUGCGUGGUAUGAAAUCGAGAAUCAUUUUGCUCGUCCAUCGCGUGGUUUAAUCAAAUUUACCUUAAUUUUAGACAGUGACAAAUUAAUUGUCCAAAAUUCAGGCAUUCAAUUCUUAUUUAGAUUAUCACUAUUACUUUUAAAAAGAGUAUGUGACCAUGAUCAUGAUCAUGACCAUCUUAUAUAAUGUAGUAAAAAUAUUUUUUAAAAUGUAUAUGUCUACUUAAUCUACUAAAUAUAAUAUAAUGAGGUUCUAAAUUUCAGCCAAUCUGUAUUUCAUUGAAGGCAUAAUGUUUCUAAUGCAAUCUUAGUUACCAUUUCUUAUUAUGUUUUAUAUAAAUUGUUACACAAUUUAUGUUCCUGUCUUAAAUGUAAUCUAAGUUUUACGUCGUAAAACAAUGAUAUGAUGGAUUAGCUAUAUUGAACUGCCUUGGUAGUAUAAGGAAAAUACACAGAUGCUGUGUUGAAGGUACGAAUGAAUGAAUGAUUGAACAAAGUUGACACUGAAUGAUGGAAUAUGCUCGGAGUUAGGGUUAUUAGAAUACAUAUUUGCCGAUUAAUUUAUUAGUAUUUUCCAACCCAUUCAUUGCUGUCAUGUAAAAAUAAAGCGUUUUUUGCAAAAGCUACCCUAUUUUUUUGAUGCUUGUCAGUUGUCAUCGAUUUUAUGAAGUUACCAAUUUUGAAAAAUACUUUGUAUGCACGUCAAACCUAUAUUUUAAACAUUAAACUUUCGUUUUCAUAAUGAAUAUGAUUCUUAAAUCAGAGGUUUUGAAUUGUAAAAAAAUUGCUUUCUAAAGGAAGCUAUUAUAUUUAUAUGCAGACUUAUAUUAUUAUAGCUAUUUUUAUUAUAACUGUAUUCUAUGCAUUGAAUGGGUUAGUCUUUCAAUACAUAUAUAGUGCUCAAACUGUUAUGUUGUAAUGUUUAAAAACUUUACGGCGUAAACUCUGUACGUAUUCUAAACGUAAUCAUUACGAAUUUCAUUUGACAUUCGUAAACUUAGCUUUACAGUUAUAAUAAGAUGUAAAAUUACGCAUUAUAGGCGAUAUUGUAUAAGUCAAGAUGAUUGUCGCUUUAUGGUGCACGGUAGGUUUUAAUGUUUAUACUUCAUCGACUGUUUCUAAAAUAUACUUUGGCAACGAGGGCUUAUAACGGGGUAAAUAAAAUGUCGUAGUUUAAGGAAAGUAACCCCCCCCCCCCAUAUUUAUAUCAAACCAAAAGUUUCGAUUAAAUAAUAUUUUCUUUAUCUUCAUAAACUUACAUUUAUUCAAUGUUAGCAAAUAGGAAUAUAUGCAAGUAAGUCAGUGGUAAUAUAUAAAUUAUUAUUAAUAAAUGUGGUAACUUUGAUUCUAAUAAUUGAUGUUUAAUUUUAAUGGUUCAUUGAAAGCGUGGGUAAAAUUAAAUUUCUCUAUUGUGAUGAUGACCUUAAUGUAACUUUUCAACAAAUAUUUUAUCUAUGAUCUCAUUGCAUUCACCAAUGAUGAUACAUCACUCACCAUUGACCAUAAAGUAUAGACUAUACAAUUGAUUCUAAUAUUAACAAUUGCGUAUAGUGUAUAUUUUUUUUUUUGGCCUAAGCAUUCCGAUUUAUUAUAAAAUAUAUUUUUUAAAUCUGUAUUUAAAGUAGAUGCUGUAUUUUGUAUAUUAAAAUACAUGUGAUACACAAAAUCAGUUCUAUUAUUAAAAUGUGAACCAAUCCGGUUUGAGGAAUUUAUGAAUUGAUUAGUUGUAAUAAUUUCUAAAAUGUAUCUAUCAUUUUCAUUACACUUGAAAAGAUCCAUUUAUCAAUAACUAUAUUUGCUUUGAAACGAUUAAUCUAUGAAUACUCAGUGCACAAAACAAUAGCGAAAUUUAAUUUAACACCUAGAGGCUAAAAUCAAUGGACAUUCUGCCCAGUACCUUUAUUUUGGUGUGAAGCUCUAUAAAUAAAAAAAAACAAUAAAUAGGUGAACACCAAAAAUUUUUGUCGCCACAAGAAUAUGCAAGAAUUACAGAUAAAACAAGCAGUUGCCAAGCAUAGUGUAGUUGCACCAAAAUAAAGUUGCCAAAAAUAAUGCUCAAAAGCAUUUAUAUUUAAACUAUUCUAGAUGAUAAUAAGUGUUUAUUUUAAAAGUACACAAAUUUCGUGAUUAGAUUGACUUUGACUUUACCAACCGACGAAAGUCCUUGGCUACACAAAUCAUUUUCCCGAAUAAAGGUGAAUUGCUUAUUACCUUAUACCUUAUUUUUUCCUACGUCCUACAUUAAGGUUAAUAUGAAUUUUAUAGGUACCCCAGUAUUUUGUAAUUCAAUUCUAAACCCUGUUUGUUUUUGCAUUGGUAUCGUAAACCUAUAUAAAUUAUUUUCAAAGUUGAUAUGAAGUUAUCUGUACUGAUAUCUUAUAAAUUUAAUAUCACGUGUCUCAAAACGGUGAAGGCAAAAUCGUAAUCGAAUCGUGAGGAAACUUGCAUGCCUGAGAAUUUUCUUAAUUCUCUGCGUGUGUGAAGUCUGCCAAUCCGCAUUGGGCCAGCGUUUUGGACUAUUUGGCCUCUCAUUCUGAGAGGAGACUCGAGCUCAGCAGUCAGUCAGUUCGUACGAAUAUGGGUUGAUAAUGACUGACUGACUGCCACGCGAGGUUUACACUUCGAUUCCUCGGCAAAAUCAAUAUGACACGCAAAGCUGUUAAUAUUUUAAGUGCGAGGUGAAUUCAAUCUAAUCACGACAUAGUAUAGUAUUCUCCAUAAUAAGCUGUAUAAUCGGGAAUUCAAUAGCGGCUAAGGAACAGGACUGAAUCGCGUCUACAGUAAGAUUAAACCGAACAAAUUGUAUCGUAUCGAGUAUUGAGUUGCCGAGCAUAUCAGAUGUAGAUAGGAUUUGGUGUUGACUUAAAAGUAAAUAAAAUUGUUAAAUUUUGUAAA
This is a messenger RNA of Bicyclus anynana (squinting bush brown), 9685 nucleotides long. RefSeq names its product serine/threonine-protein phosphatase 5 (gene PpD3). Bases 179 to 1651 code for a protein of 490 amino acids. The transcript is spliced from 9 exons. Gene Ontology annotation, molecular function: protein binding; protein serine/threonine phosphatase activity. Gene Ontology annotation, cellular component: nucleus; cytosol. The record is from RefSeq and is a predicted model, not a curated record. Lineage: Eukaryota; Metazoa; Arthropoda; Insecta; Lepidoptera; Nymphalidae.